AUGGCAGAAAUCCGAAGACCUUCAUCUUCAUCAACCGUUCUCGACACUCUAGGCGAAGAAAUCGUUAGAAUCAUCACUCCCGUUUCAAUCUGCAUGUUCCUCGUUGUAAUCCUAGUCUCAAUUCUCAACACAAACGAUUCCCCAACAAUCUCCACCAUAGCCAACAUAGCAUACGACGAAACAACCUCAGAUUCUUCCUGGGACAAAUUCCUCGGCGCACUUCUAAACUCCUUAUCCUUCGUAGUCGUUGUAACCUUCACCACUUUCUUCUUAGUCCUCCUCUUCUAUUUCCGAUGUAUCAGGUUCUUAAAACUCUACAUGGCUUUCUCUUCUUUCGUCGUUUUAGGUUUCCUCGGAGGCGAAAUUUCUGUGUUUUUGAUUCAACAUUUUAGUACUCCAAUUGAUUGUAUAACGUUUUCAAUUGUUUUGGUUAAUUUCGCUGUUGUUGGUGUUUGUGCUGUGUUUAUGUCGAAAAUGGCCAUUUUUGUUACACAAGGGUAUUUGGUUGUUAUUGGAAUAUUGGUUGCUUAUUGGUUUACUAUGUUGCCUGAAUGGACAACAUGGGCCAUGCUUGUUGCUAUGGCUUUGUAUGAUCUUGCUGCUGUUUUGUUGCCUGUUGGGCCUUUAAGGCUUUUGGUUGAACUUGCCAUUUCAAGAGAUGAAGAGAUUCCAGCUUUGGUUUACGAGGCUAGGCCGGUGAGUAAUGAUAGGUUGGAUGAUGUUGCGGCUCGGAGGAGGUUAUGGAGAGAGCGGAGGAUUGAGAAUUCAAAUUUGAUAACUGAGAAUGAAAAUCCUGUGUUGGGUGGUAGUGGACUCAAUGCUGAACAAUCACACUCCAAUCAAGACGCGAACGCUGUUGUUAGUUCAAAUUCAAACAGAAGUGCUUCGAAUUUGGAUUCUAGUAGCUCUUAUGGGCCUUGUAACUUGGUAAAAGCGGAAGAGGGGCGAGUGCAGGUUCGAGAAACUGAUUCAGAUCUUGCCACGCCGUUGCUUGGUCAUGGAAAUGUGCGGGUUCCUAUAGGAGAAGAUGCUGCGUCGAAUGAGAAUUUGAUGUUGGAGGGAAUUGGAUUGGCUUCGUCCGGUGCAAUCAAAUUGGGGCUUGGCGAUUUUAUCUUUUAUAGUGUUUUGGUUGGCAGGGCUGCAAUGUAUGAUUUUAUGACAGUGUAUGCAUGUUAUCUCGCAAUUAUUGCAGGUCUCGGCAUAACUUUGAUGCUUUUGGCUUUUUAUCAGAAAGCCUUGCCUGCACUACCUGUGUCAAUAGCACUGGGUGUGUUGUUUUAUUUCUUGACUAGAUUAUUACUUGAAGUAUUUGUAGUACAAUGUUCAUUGAAUCUCUUAAUGUUCUGA
Molecule: messenger RNA, 1347 nt
Organism: Vicia faba (fava bean)
Lineage: Eukaryota; Viridiplantae; Streptophyta; Magnoliopsida; Fabales; Fabaceae
Source: the annotation of a GenBank genome assembly